Molecule: messenger RNA, 3211 nt
Organism: Rhinichthys klamathensis goyatoka
Lineage: Eukaryota; Metazoa; Chordata; Actinopteri; Cypriniformes; Leuciscidae
Gene: thbs4a
Product: thrombospondin 4a
Exons: 21
Coding region: 146-2983 (945 amino acids)
Biological process (GO): cell adhesion
Cellular component (GO): extracellular region
Molecular function (GO): calcium ion binding
Source: RefSeq, a predicted model, not a curated record
UCUGGUUCUCGUUGAUCUGCAGGGAACAGACAUUUCUGUUUUGACGGAUACUAGUCAAGCCUGAAUUAGGGGUCAGAGCAGAAACGACUUUUCCAGGAAUAAGGGUGGAACACUUUAACUGGAUUUGAGACAAAAUAAAUCCACGAUGGGUAUUUGGACAAGAAUCAUAUUCACUUUACAAUUAACUUUACAACUCCUUGAUACAGUGAAAACUCAAGGAAUUGUUUAUGAUCUUCUGGUGUCACCGGAUUGCUUACCUGACCUUAUGCAAGGUGGAAUAAGGGCAAAGAAUAUGGACAACGUUUUUAUCCUUGCGAGCCUGCAGAUGCAGAACAAAGCUCCAACACAUGUCUUCCGCAUCUUCAAUGCUGCAGAUAACACAGAUUAUUUUGAUUUCACUGUUCAGGGGAAACUCAACAAAGUCAUUUUGAAAUAUCUGAAAAGCAACGGAAAGGUUGGAACAACAAAUUUCGCUAAAGUGCCACUGACAGAUGGUCAACUCCACCACAUACUGCUCCACUUCAGUGGGCUGCAGCAGGGCACCCCCACCACGGCUCUCUAUGUGGACUGCAGACUGGUGGAGAGAGUGCAGGACGUGCCGCUGGCCUUUAAAUCACUGCCGCAGGGCCCAAAACGAGUCACACUGAAGACCCUGCUAACCUCAAGCCAGGAUAAGCUGUCAGACCUCAGACUCGUGCUCGAUGAGUCUAUUGAGAAUGUCGUGGAACUUCAGGACUGCAGUGAAGAGAGAGAAACACUGCAACUACUAGGAACAACCUCAAAGAUGGAAGCUGGGCCAAUGUUUGAGCUCAUGCGUAUGAUCCAAGAGUUGAAACAGAAGGUGGAUCAGCAGACCAAAGAAACUGCUGACCUGAGAAAGACUAUCUUGGAGUGUGUUCCAUGCAAUGCAUUAAGAACGGGACACCCAGUAGGCAUACUACAAAAUAAUACACGGUCCAAGUGUGGACCAGGGGUCUGUUUUACGCCAGCCAUGUGUAUCGAAAAAGCUGAAGGUGUGAGCUGUGCACCCUGUCCUGAGGGCUACACUGGAGAUGGAGUCCAAUGUGAUGAUGUAGACGAGUGCCAGUUCAACCCAUGUUUCUUUGGUGUACGGUGUUUUAACACUGCGGGAGGGUUCAGAUGCGAGAUGUGUCCACGAGGUUACUCUGGCCCAGAGAUCCAGGGUGUGGGCGUUCACUACGCUCAGGCAAACAAACAAAUCUGUAAUGAUAUUGAUGAGUGCCAGGUGGACAACGGUGGCUGCACACCCAAUUCAUACUGCCAUAACACACUGGGUGCGUUUUACUGUGGGAACUGCAAGACCGGAUUCACGGGUGACCAGAAUACUGGCUGCAAAAGCACUGGCCUGGACCCCCCUCCUGUAUCUGACAGGCUGUGUGGGAACGGCCAGCCAAAUCCAUGUGACAUCAACGCAGAGUGUGUUGUGGAGAGAGAUGGGAGCAUCAGCUGUUUGUGCAAAGUUGCCUGGGCAGGAAACGGCUAUGUCUGUGGAAAAGACACAGACAUUGACGCGUAUCCAGAUAACAAACUUCAAUGCAGAGAUGGAACCUGCAAGAAGGAUAACUGCAUGUUUGUUCCAAAUUCGGGCCAAGAAGAUGCAGACAGAGAUGGGAAGGGAGACGCCUGUGAUGAGGAUGCAGAUAGUGAUGGCAUCUUUAAUGAUCAGGACAACUGCUGGUUGGUACCUAACAUAGACCAGAAGAACAGCGAUAAAGAUCUUCAUGGUGACGCUUGUGAUAAUUGCAAAAAAGUGGAAAACCAGGACCAGCGGGACACAGACAAGGACGGACUGGGAGAUGCCUGUGAUGAUGACAUAGAUGGGGAUGGCUUGAAGAACAUCUUGGAUAACUGUCAGAGGGUUCCAAACCCAGACCAGAAGGACAAAGAUCAUGAUGGCGUUGGUGAUGCAUGCGACAGCUGUCCUGAGGUGCCAAACCCCAACCAGUCUGAUGUUGACGAUGAUCUUGUAGGAGACAAUUGUGACACAAACAUUGACAGUGAUGGAGAUGGUCAUCAGAACACCAAAGACAACUGCCCCAACGUCAUUAACAGCUCACAGCUGGACACCGAUAAGGAUGGGCUCGGGGACGAGUGUGAUGAUGACGAUGAUAAUGAUGGAAUCUUGGAUGAUAAAGAUAACUGUAGACUGGUGCCAAACCCAGACCAGAAAGAUGAAAACAAUGAUGGGGUGGGUGACAUCUGCACUGGAGACCUGGACAAAGAUCACGUGAUAGACACGAUCGACAUCUGCCCUGAGAAUGCAGAGAUCACUCUGACCGACUUCAGGGAAUAUCAGACCGUGGUUCUGGAUCCAGAAGGACAGGCUCAGAUCGACCCCAACUGGGUUGUUCUUAAUCAGGGGAUGGAGAUUGUCCAAACCAUGAACAGUGACCCAGGACUAGCUGUUGGAUACACAGCAUUCAGUGGCGUGGACUUUGAGGGCACCUUCCACGUGAAUACAGUGACCGAUGACGACUACGCGGGCUUCAUCUUUGGCUACCAGGAUUCCUCCAGCUUCUAUGUGGUGAUGUGGAAGCAGACGGAGCAGACAUACUGGCAGGCGGUGCCAUUUCGAGCCGUGGCUGAGCCUGGCAUUCAGCUUAAGGCUGUAAAGUCUAAAACUGGGCCUGGAGAGUUCCUGAGGAAUUCACUGUGGCACACUGGAGAUACAAAUGACCAGGUGCGUUUGCUGUGGAAAGACCCUCGUAAUGUGGGCUGGAAGGACAAGGUGUCAUACCGCUGGAAUCUGAUGCACAGACCCCAAGUGGGAUACAUCAGAGUUAAGUUCUAUGAAGGUACCGACUUGAUUGCGGACUCUGGAGUUGUUAUCGACACCAGCAUGAGAGGGGGACGUCUCGGUGUGUUCUGCUUUUCACAGGAAAAUAUCAUCUGGGCCAACCUGAGAUAUCGCUGUAACGACACGAUCCCUGAAGACUAUACAGUGGAACAAGGCCAGCAGUAAUGAAACUAAGCUGGGAAGAAAGAGGAGAGCACUAUUAGUGGUAAAACACCUCUACAGAAGUGGUUCCAGCACCAAAGCAGAUGCGACUGAUGUUUUGGGUACUCUUAUUUCCCUUAAAACAUGGACUAUUUACUGACUUUUGCAUUCAAGACAAAACAUAGUUUUAUAGUUAUGCUGAAUUUACAUCUGCUGUAGUGUUUACUACACAAGAAUGCUUUUCAGCCAAAA